AGUGACUGUGUAUAAAAGAAAAGGACAGAAAAAUGACAUACUCAUGUACAAAAAUUACGAAUACAAAAUGGAACGAACCUCGACUCACAGACUGAUGUGGUGUUGUACCAGGAAGGAAAGUCUGAAAUGUAAAGCUAGAAUCGUUACUUUCGGAAAAGUGCUGCUUAUCAAGCACAUGGAUCACAACCACGCUCCCAUGUUGAAAAAGGACCGCGAAUACACGAAACUGUCGAUGAUUCUUGGCAAAGAUGGCGAAAAGUCGUACGCCAAAGAAUUAAGGCGAUCCAAGAAACAGGAUGACGAAGACGAUGACCAAAAAAAUGACAUGUUUGGAUAUGAAGUAAUUCUCUUUGAAUGAUAAUGAAAGGAGUUUUAGUAGCCGUUUUUAAAUUAAUUUUCAAGCGCAUUUUUUAGGAACCCCUGGGUUCUUUAGAAAGUUUGCACGCUAGCAUUUAAUUGAUCAAGAACUUUGCCAAACGUAAUCGACGUGAUUACGUUGCGAGUGUAGUAGCUGAUGAGUUAAGGAUUGCUUGUAAUAUAAUAUUAAACAUCU
Molecule: messenger RNA, 553 nt
Organism: Acanthoscelides obtectus
Lineage: Eukaryota; Metazoa; Arthropoda; Insecta; Coleoptera; Chrysomelidae
Source: the annotation of a GenBank genome assembly